UUUUUUUUUUUCUUCACUUAUACCUAUAAUAAUACAACCCUGGAUCUCGGUCCCGAACCCGACUAUUCGAUUGUGGCACCGGGCGGAAGAGCAAUUCCCGGUUCACGAUCGAAACAGGCAACUGCUACAAGUGCUAUUUCCCCUAAAAGAUGUCACGACGCCUUCGACUUUGCGAUACGUAGCGCCAUUCCCGACCGACCCUACUACCUUAGCGACCACGUCCGAUCAUUUGACAAGCCGCGUUCCUCCCGACUACACUCCCGUUUACUAUCUGCACAAUGAGCGGCCAAAUGACCAGGGCCGAACGAUUCGAGGACGAGAAGCGGAGAAUCAUCGAGAGUUGCUUCAACAAGAGAGAUGAGGACGGCUCCACUAUCGAAACCUACAUCACCCAUAUCCGCAUCACCGAGUUCUCGACACACCCGACCUCGCCCCCGCCGCCCCAGGCACGAACCCCUAAUACCGAAAAGCCUCGCAUCAUCAUCGUCGCCGUGCGCAAGUCCGGCCGCGUGCGCCUACACAAGUCCAAGGAGAACCCCAAUGGCACCUUUUCCAUCGGCAAGACAUGGUUCCUCGACGACCUCUCCGACAUCGAGUCCUUCACCAGCCCGACCGCCAGCCCCAACUUCCGUGAGUGGGCCGGCGAUGUGGGCUUCAUCGUCACCCUGGGGAAGCCCUACUACUGGCAGGCCCAGACCGACAAGGAGAAGAAGUUCUUCAUUGCCAGUCUGAUCAAGAUCUUCGGCAAGUAUACUGGCGGCCGCGUGCCGAGACUGAUAGGCUUCGACCAGCGCGAACUUGACCAAGUGUUGGGUGGUGCCCAGGCGCCGAGGCGACCAGCAGAUAGGGGCCCGCCUUCGAGAUCCGGCACCCAGAUCGACCAGCAAGGGGCUACCCCUCCUCUUUCGAGGUCGGCCACGUUCGAUAAACCACCCUCGCGAUCGGGGCCCUUGGACAACCCUCCCUCGAGAUCCGCUACCUUUGAUCUUCCUCCUUCGCGAUCCGGCAUCUUGGACCCUGCUCUUAGUAGCGGCAAUGUCUCCGCGACAUCUGGAUAUGGCUCCUUCCCACCUCCACUCGCCGGACCACCGCCCUCCGCGCCUCCCCCUGGACCUCCUCCCAGCCGCCCGGUUCCCGAAAGAAUGCCUUCCCGCACCAACUUGGCUCCCAACAGCAAAGACAGGGGACCGUCGCCAUCCAGGAGCAUUGAGUCAAGCAAUGUGAGGUCGCAGGAGCAACUACCGCUGCGGAGGAUGAACUCCAACCAGAGUCAGGAUUCAAGGGCACCUUCGUUGGCGACAAGAACCGAGGAUAGCUCUAGUCUCCGUCCCGGAUCUAGAGCUGGUACUGGAGACUCCAAAGUUACCACUCCUGAACCCGCCACGGCCCCGACACCUUCUGUACCGGCUGAGGCUCCGGCGAGGAAGCGACCACCCAUGGAUCCUCUACGCCCAUUGCAGCUUGACAGCGGUCUGGUUCCAGCACCGUUGAUGAGUCCUGCUCUACGUAGUCCUGGUUUACGUGGACGGGGAGACCCGGUCCUGCCUCCUCCGCGAAGUGUGGACCGUAUGAUGCCUCGCAAGAACUCCAUACUCACCCAAAACGAGCCGCAGCGGGCGCCAUCCCCUGCCCCACCUGUGGCCGACCAAGUAGUUACACCCAUUGAACCCAGGAAAAUUGAGCUCCCCGUGAGCGUGGCUCCUAGUCCCACUGUGAGCACGCCUAGCGCUUCGAUCAAGUCACCCAUCUCUGACGCCGUGACCGACUCCCCGCGAACGGACGAGGAGAGCCGACCGGGUCUCGGACCCAUGAUCAAAUCCAAAAAGUCCAGGGGACAGAUUGCGGGCGCUAUCUGGAAGGCGGCAACGGCAGCGUCUGCCUUUAAGCCGAGGCCUGGCGGUGCAGCUGACCGUCUACGAAACUUGACCAAAAAUCCCGAAGGGCCAGACGGCAUCACUAGUGUCGUCCCGGCACCUCCCAAGCCAACUCCCCCGCAAAAACAGGAACAAGCGGCCCCUGGUGGUCAGGCAAAGCCAGCUGAUGGGAAGGCUGGAGUUCCCGAGGUGAAGGUGACAGAUUCCAAGGGCAAGGCGGAGGAUGCGCCCAAGGACAAGAAGAAGGACGAACCGCUUGAGCCCGAGGAACCGCGGCGGGCGAUUGUUGCUGGCAACGAUAUCAAGUACCUCACCUCACUCGGCAUUGACCCUUCUAUCCUCGAUACCAAAACGACCGAGUUUGCCAAAUGGCUGGACUACUUUGGCUGGGUGCCCGGUAAGCAGAUGCGGUCUCGCAACUUUGACGAGAUGAGGAUCGAUGUCGACCGCGAGCUUAGCAAGGCCCAGGCGGGCGGCUGGUUGGCGCGCUUCCAGGAGGAGGAUGAGAGGGUGGAUGCUAUCAAGAAGGGCAUCGACGUGGCGCUUGCCGAGUGUGACGAGCUUGAUAACUUGCUUACACUAUACAGCGUCGAGCUAUCUACACUCUCGGACGAUAUUGCCUAUAUCGAAGCCCAAGGCCAAGGUCUCCAGGUCCAGGCUGCAAACCAGAAGCUACUCAAGAAGGAAUUGGAGUCUUUGUUGGCUACAUGCGCCAUUAGCGAGUCGGAUCUCGCCGCUCUGAAGGUUGCGCCACUUGAGACUGCAACCGGCGUGGAGGAGAUUGAAUCAGCCCUUGUCGCAUUGUUCAAGGCCAUGACGAAGAUUGAUCCCGCAAUGGGUGCUAUUGAAGGACGCAGGAGCGAGGAUGGAAGCGGUGGCCAAGCCAUGGGCCUCAACAGCGACUAUGGAAACAUGCGCAUCGUUCAGGAGAAGAGGGAGAUGUACAUGGCAGAGAGCACCAUGUUCAUGCGCAGACUGACCGAGUUCAUGGCACGACGAUUCGAGGAUGCAUUCCGGGCCACCAAGAUGGCGUUGGAUAACGCGCUCUCGAAGAAGGUCGACCCUCGUAACCAUGAAGCUGGCAGGGAUAUCCUCUGGAUGUACAGUCCGCUUAUUCUUUACGCCAAGGAAGUCGAUGUUGCCAACUGGGACCGCAUUAUGCAGAUAUACCAAGACAUCAGCCAUCCGAUUUACAAGGCCGAGUUCAAGGAUGCGAUGGAUUCAUGGAAGAAGAACGCGAGGAAGAUGACGGGCGAAGAGACGGCCGAACUGCUAUUCACUUCAGGACAAGAUAAGAAGGACGAAGGCCUUGCUAACACGGCAAGAAAGCUUACCGUCAAGCGAAGUCAGACACUGGCGAGAACCCUCCGCUCACAGGUCGGUGAAGGAAAAGCCGGCACUGCUGUGGACAAGACUCUGGAUAGCAGGGCUCUCCCUUACGAAGCGUUUGCUGGCGUUCUGGACGAUCUUCUUCCCCUGGUGGAGAUGGAGCAAAACUUUGUCAUUGACUUUUUCCACGCCUCGACUCUGGAGCAGGUCGAUUUCCCCGAUCUCGUGGUUGCGUCCAGGCCUCAGGACCGUCGCGGAAACGAUCUCAAACGCCAUCGCAUGAUGGAACCGGAUCGUGAUCUGGCCCGCAGGAUCACCCGUGCCAUGGAGGUCAUCUUUAUGUUCUUUGAUAAGAACUUGCAGAACCUGAUGGACUGGGUGUUGAUGAUGGAUCCUUUACAAGGAGUUGGUGUUUUGGCCACGCUGGAGCGCAAGAUGGCCGAUAUCAGCCAAUCCAACCAAGACUACCUCAACACCGUUCUACAAAAGCUUCAUGGUAACCUCGAAGGCAAGUUCAAGAAGUUUGUCGACGAGCAGGUGCGCGCCAUCGAGGAGACCAAGGUCAAGAUCAAGAAGCGCAAGGGCGUCAUCCACUUCAUGCGCAUCUUCCCCCAGUUCUCUGCGGCUGUCGAGAACAUGCUCUCCUCUAGCGCUGCUGCCGUCGGCAACACCAUGGAAUCGCCCGUCUCUGCCAGCAACCUUACCGUCCGCCGCAUGAUCGACCGCGAGUACGACCGCAUCAUCAAGACCAUGUUCGAUUCGCUCAAGGUCAUUGCGCGCGAGAACCCAGCCGUGGCUCUCCCCGCCACCGGCGGCGGUGGCGGCGGCAACUCCAGCUUCCCAUCCUUCCCCGGAAGCAGCGCUGCCUCCAUGAUCAGCAGCGUCAACAUUAGCAGCUUGCGCGGCUCCUCGGGCGCCGACACGGAAGAGGACAAGGAAGCCCUCAACUUCCACAUCCUGCUCAUUGAAAACAUGAACCACUUCAUCGAGGAGGUCGACAACGCCAAGGGCCUCGAGGUGCUCGACGACUGGCGCGAGGCUGCCCAGCAGGAGCUUGCAGAGCACUUGAACCUCUACACCAACACUGUCAUGCGUAGACCGUUGGGUAAGCUGCUCGAGUACCUCGAGAAUGUCGAGGCUCAGCUGGCGGCCGGCAAGAACCCCGGCGCUGUGGCCGCGCAGACGAAUACCUCCAAGUCCGCGUUCAACAAAGUCUUGAGCGGGUAUGAUGGGAAGGAAGUCCGCAAGGGUAUUGAAACGCUGAGGAAGAGAGUGGAGAAGCACUUUGGCGGCGAUGAUGACGCCCCCGGUGGCGACGGCGCGAGCGCGAUUACUACUGGUAGCAACGGAUCUAGGGUGGUGGGUGGGGGUAACAGAGGUCUGGUGAUGAGGGUGUUGAAGGAGUGCGAGAGGUUCUACGGCGAGGUGGACAUAAGGGUGGCAAAGAUUACGACCGAGGUAUAUGGUGGUGAGGUGUUGUGGGAGUGGCCGAGAGCGGAGGUGAAGAGUGCGUUCAGUCAAGCGGGAAGGUGAGUGGGUGAGUUAGUUGAGAUGGUCAGGAGGAGAGAGGAAAUGUUGUCGUAGUUACCCGACGAAUCAUCUCGGGGUUUUGGAAUGCAUAUCAUAUAUAUUAUUAUUAUUAUUUGGCGUGUUGCCCGGCUUUGGUGUCUUAAGAGGGUACUCGAGGGGGCAUUAUAGGAGACCAUGAGGUGGAUUCAAAACACUCUAGUGUGACUUUGUAGACAAUAAUUGAUCAUGGAGUCGCAGCAAAGGAAGAAAUAGAGAUAAUGUAGGUAACUUGUAAUCAUGGUUGUUGAAG
Molecule: messenger RNA, 5022 nt
Organism: Neurospora hispaniola
Lineage: Eukaryota; Fungi; Ascomycota; Sordariomycetes; Sordariales; Sordariaceae
Product: exocyst complex component Sec3-domain-containing protein
Exons: 4
Coding region: 279-4736 (1485 amino acids)
Biological process (GO): exocytosis; Golgi to plasma membrane transport
Cellular component (GO): exocyst; plasma membrane
Molecular function (GO): phosphatidylinositol-4,5-bisphosphate binding
Source: RefSeq, a predicted model, not a curated record